This is a messenger RNA of Closterium sp. Naga37s-1, 1404 nucleotides long. Lineage: Eukaryota; Viridiplantae; Streptophyta; Zygnematophyceae; Desmidiales; Closteriaceae. The record is from the annotation of a GenBank genome assembly.
AUGCAUCGGGCCCGAUCGUCGCGAGAUGCAUCGCGACGAUCAGGAGCAGCCGCCGCCGCGAUGCGCAUUGCGGCCAGCUUCGGGCCGCAAAGCGCAUCGCGCCGACCGGGCCGCCGCCGCCGCGAUGCGCAUUGCGUCCUGCUUUUGGCCGCUCCGCGCAUCGCGCCGACCAGGCCGCCGCCGUCGCCAUGCGCAAUACCCAUCUUUCCUCACUCCCUCGCAUGCCUCCACAUUUGUUACGUUGAAUCCCCUCUCCGUCCCUCUCACCCACUCGCAUACGCUCUCAUUCCCUCUCACCCACUCUCAUACGCUCUCAUUCCCUCCCACCCACUCUCAUACGCUCUCAUUCCCUCUCACCCACACUCAUACGCUCUCAUUCCCUCUCACCCACUCUCAUACACUCUCAUCCCCUCUCACCCACUCUCAUACGCUCUCAUUCCCUCUCACCCACUCUCAUACGCUCUCAUUCCCUCUCACCCACUCUCAUACGCUCUCAUUCCCUCUCACCCACUCUCAUACGCUCUCAUUCCCUCUCACCCACUCUCAUACGCUCUCAUUCCCUCUCACCCACUCUCAUACGCUCUCAUUCCCUCUCACCCAUUCUCAUACGCUCUCAUUCCCUCUCACCCACUCUCAUACGCUCUCAUUCCCUCUCACCCACUCUCAUACGCUCUCAUUCCCUCUCACCCACUCUCAUACGCUCUCAUUCCCUCUCACCCACUCUCUUACGCUCUCAUUCCCUCUCACCCACUCUCAUACGCUCUCAUUCCCUCUCACCCAUUCUUAUACGCUCUCAUUCCCUCUCACCCACUCUCAUACGCUCUCAUUCCCUCUCACCCACUCUCAUACGCUCUCAUUCCCUCUCACCCACUCUCAUACGCUCUCAUUCCCUCUCACCCACUCUCUUACGCUCUCAUUCCCUCUCACCCACUCUCAUACGCUCUCAUUCCCUCUCACCCACUCUCAUACGCUCUCAUUCCCUCUCACCCACUCUCAUACACACUCAUCCCCUCUCACCCACUCUCAUACGCUCUCAUUCCCUCUCACCCACUCUCAUACGCUCUCAUUCCCUCUCACCCACUCUCAUACGCUCUCAUUCCCUCUCACCCACUCUCAUACGCUCGCAUUCCCUCUCACCCACUCUCAUACGCUCUCAUUCCCUCUCAUCCCCUCUCAUUCACGUUCAUCCCCUUUCAUCCCCUCUCAUCCCCUCUCAUCCCCUCUCAUUCACUCUCAUCCCGUCUCCUACAAGGGAGACGGCAAAUCACCAUGACGAUGAUGGACCCACCAAGAGUGCCGGAUAUAUCGGUGGACGGGCGCGGGUUGAGGACUGCGAAGGACAUGGCUGCAAGACACAUACUAUGCUGGUUGCAGGAGAUGGGAUGGCGGAAGGAGAAGAGAUGA